Messenger RNA from Telopea speciosissima, 1446 nucleotides. Its product is annotated as serine carboxypeptidase-like 25. Gene Ontology annotation, molecular function: serine-type carboxypeptidase activity. Gene Ontology annotation, biological process: proteolysis. NCBI's taxonomy places the organism in Eukaryota, Viridiplantae, Streptophyta, Magnoliopsida, Proteales, Proteaceae. The transcript is spliced from 8 exons. The coding region runs from base 19 to 1446 and encodes 475 amino acids. Gene Ontology annotation, cellular component: vacuole. The record is from RefSeq and is a predicted model, not a curated record.
CUUCUAUUUGGAGACUUCAUGGUAAUAGCCAUGGCUGUGGGUAAGAGGGAGAUACUAUUGGUGGCCAUGGCCUAUUAUUUAUUCCUUCUUGUGUCAGCAGGAAAAGGAGGAGGAGGAGCAGAAGCCGAUCGAAUAAUAAAACUUCCUGGACAGCCCAAAGUCUCAUUUAAGCACUACUCUGGCUAUGUCACUGUUAAUAAAGAGGCCGGCAGAGCUCUCUUCUAUUGGCUCACUGAAGCUGUUUCUCUCCCUGAGUCCAAACCUUUGGUCAUUUGGUUCAAUGGAGGGCCCGGCUGCUCUUCAAUUGCUUAUGGAGCUUCGGAGGAGAUAGGCCCAUUCAGGAUCAAGAAGAAAGGGACUGGUUUGUACCUCAAUAAGUUCUCAUGGAACACUGUCGCCAACCUACUUUUUCUUGAAUCUCCGGCAGGCGUCGGCUUCUCUUACACCAACACAUCGUCCGAUUUCUACACCUCAGGCGAUACACGCACUGCAAAGGAUGCAUUGGAAUUUGUUAUCCGAUGGUUGGACCGGUUUCCACAUUACAAACAACGAGAGAUUUAUUUGACGGGAGAGAGCUUUGCCGGGCAUUACGUUCCCCAAUUGGUCAAAGAGAUUAUGACAUAUAAUUCAAGGACUAAGUUUCCUAUAAAUCUCAAAGGGAUAAUGGUUGGGAAUGCAGUUAUAGACACAUACUAUGAUAACCUUGGCACAGUAGACUACUGGUUGAGCCAUGCCUUAAUCUCUGAUGAAACGUAUAAGCAAAUACUCAACAAAUGUGACCUCCAUAAAUUAGAAGAUGACUCGAACGAGUGUAACGCAACGAGCAAAUAUGCAGAGAAAGAGCAGGGAAAUAUUGACAUAUACAAUAUAUAUGGACCUACCUGCGGCGAUUCAACUGCCACCAGUACUCCUCAUAACCACAGGAUUCAGCGUUUCCCUCAUCGAUCUUUUUCGGUAUUUAUAAACAACAAAAUCAAGCAGAUUUCAGGAUAUGAUCCUUGUACAGAAAAUUAUGCUGAGAUUUAUUACAACAGACCUGAUGUGCAGAAAGCCCUCCAUGCCAACACAACUCAAAUCUCUUAUAAUUGGACUUCUUGCAAUGAAAUUCUGUUUAAAAAUUGGACUGACCGAGCUUAUUCAAUUUUGCCAAUCUACAAAGAGAUGAUUGCUGCUGGUUUGAGAAUUUGGGUGUUCAGUGGUGAUGCGGAUGGGGUGGUGCCGGUUACUGCCACCAAGUACUCCCUUGCUCAACUUAAUUUGACAACCAAAACGCCAUGGUAUCCAUGGUACCUGAACAAUCAGGUGGGAGGAUGGACAGAGAUAUACGAAGGGCUAACCUUUGCAACAGUGAGGGGGGCAGGUCAUGAAGUGCCAUCUACCAGACCCAAAGAAGGCUUUCAGCUCAUCAAAUCAUUUCUAAGAGGGGCACCUCUACCGCCAAAAUAG